UAUGUUAUUGAUUAAAGUAAAAAUUAAAUCAUUAUGAGGGUAACCCACAAAUGGGACAGGGUGAUAAAUUGGAACUUUCGACGACCCCAUCAGAUUUGAAUGUGUUACAGGAAAAGGGUUUCAUUCUAGAAAAGAUUAUAGGAGAAGGGUCGUAUGCAAAAGUUUUCAAAGCAACGCAGAUGAUGGACGAGACGAGGCACUGUAUACUAGCGUGCAAAGUGAUCGAUACGGCGCAGGCGCCGCGGGAUUACCUCUCCAAAUUCCUUCCGCGAGAACUGGAUGUUUUGAUACGUGUAAAUCACCCGCACAUUAUCAACGUGUCCCAUAUCUUCCAACGAAGAGCUAAAUAUUUUAUCUUCCUCCGCUUCGCAGAGAACGGGGACUUGUUAGACUUUUUAUCCCAGCAUGGCGCGGUGCCGGAGAAUCAAAGCAGAUUAUGGAUGCGACAGAUCCUAUCGGGCAUGCAGUACAUACAUUCAAUGAACGUGGCACACAGAGAUUUAAAAUGUGAGAACAUUCUUAUAACGGCAAAUUACAAUGUGAAGAUUACUGAUUUCGGUUUCGCGAGGAACGUGCGACAGAGAGACCGCGACAUCUUGAGCGAGACGUACUGCGGUUCGCUGUCGUACGCCGCGCCGGAGGUGCUGAAGGGAGUGCCCUACCUGCCCAAGAUGGCGGACAUGUGGUCGAUUGGAAUCAUUCUUUACACGAUGCUGAAUAAAGCACUCCCCUUCAAUGAAACCUCGGUGAAGAAACUAUACGAAAAGCAGAUAAUGCGCAAGUGGCGUUUCCGCACAAACAUCGUGAACCAGCUGUCGACGGAGUGCAAGGAGCAGGUGACGGCGCUCAUGGAGCCGGACCCCAAGGGCCGUCCCACCGCCACCGCCAUCGUCGCCGGACCCUGGAUCGGCAUGGACGCCAAGCUUGCUAAGUUAACAUUCCUAGAAGAAUCUCUUUUGAAACAAGCCGAAGAGGAAGCGCAUAUGAAAGAAAAGGAUAACUACGUGGAGAGUGAAGUCGAAAGAAUCGCGGAGUUGCGAAGAAAAGGUCGGGGAAAAGAGGGUCUAAAGGUGUUGAAAGCAAGUGAAGGUAUAUAUGAAAAAUCUCAAUCCGUACUAAAUCAUAAACAUAAAUAG
Molecule: messenger RNA, 1136 nt
Organism: Papilio machaon (common yellow swallowtail)
Lineage: Eukaryota; Metazoa; Arthropoda; Insecta; Lepidoptera; Papilionidae
Product: testis-specific serine/threonine-protein kinase 3
Exons: 5
Coding region: 51-1136 (361 amino acids)
Biological process (GO): intracellular signal transduction; protein phosphorylation; microtubule cytoskeleton organization
Cellular component (GO): cytoplasm
Molecular function (GO): tau-protein kinase activity; protein serine/threonine kinase activity; ATP binding
Source: RefSeq, a predicted model, not a curated record